This is a messenger RNA of Acanthosepion pharaonis, 516 nucleotides long. The record is from the annotation of a GenBank genome assembly. Lineage: Eukaryota; Metazoa; Mollusca; Cephalopoda; Sepiida; Sepiidae.
AUGUUAUUCUUUUUAUCUCUUCUUCUUUCUUUUUCUUCUUCUUUUUUCUUCUCUUUCUUUUUUCUUUUUUCUUCUCUUUCUUUUUUCUUUUUUUCUUCUCUUCUUUUUUCUUCUCCUUUUCCUUCUUUAUUCUUCUUUUUCUCUUCUUUUUCUCUUCUUUUUCUUUAUUUCUUUUCUUUUUUCUUCUUUUUUCUUCUCUUUCUUUUUUCUUUUUUCUUCUCUUUCUUUUUCUUUUUUCUUCUUUUUUCUUCUUUUUUCUUUUUUCUUUUUCUUUUUUCUUCUCUUUCUUUUUUCUUUUUUCUUCUCUUUCUUUUUUCUUCUCUUUUUCCUUCUUUAUUCUUCUUUUUCUCUUCUUUUUCUCUUUUUUCUUCUUUUUCUUUAUUUCUUUUCUUUGUUCUUCUUUUUCUUUAUUUCUUUUCCUUUUCUUCUUUUUCUUUAUUUCUUCUCUUCUUUUUCUUUUAUUUUUCUUCUCUUCUUCUUUUUCUUCUUUUCUUCUUCCCUUCUUAUUUUUAUUGA